Molecule: messenger RNA, 2023 nt
Organism: Pseudophryne corroboree (corroboree frog)
Lineage: Eukaryota; Metazoa; Chordata; Amphibia; Anura; Myobatrachidae
Gene: SPP1
Product: secreted phosphoprotein 1
Exons: 7
Coding region: 102-740 (212 amino acids)
Source: RefSeq, a predicted model, not a curated record
CAUCUGCCUGUCACACACUCCACUGCUGAAUAUUGGAGAAGAGCUUCCAGUGCUGUACAGUAUUCUCUCGAUUGCAGACAAGUUGAGAUAUCGCGUUGAAAAUGAAAAGUGCUGUGUUCAUCAUUUGCCUCAUAGGCAUGACCUGUGCAAAUCCUGUUUCAGACUCAGAUUCUUCACACCAGGAUUCAAGUGAAAGUCACAGUAUAUCUAAAUCAGAUUCACAUUCAGACUCUUCAUCAGAAGAAGUCAGCAUUGCCCCUUCUCCAAAUGAGACAACGCCAGGUCAGGAUAUCGUGACUAAAGAAUAUGUAGCAAGAGGUGAUAGUCUGCGCCGUAGACGUGCUGCAGGACAGUAUUCAGAUUCCUCAGACCAGGAUACAACUUCAAGUGAAAGUCACAGUCACAGUGUAUCCAAGUCAGAUUCACACUCAGACUCUUCAUCGGAAGAGGUCAGCACUGCCCCUAUGCCUGAAGAUACAACAGCUGUGGAGAGAAGAGGUGACAGUUUGCGCAAAAGACGCGAUGCUGAACAGAAUGCACAUAGCAGCUCCUCACAGCAGACUGACGAGAGUGUGACCACUGAGAGCACAAGCAGAACUGAGAGCUCAGAGGAAGAUAGUGAUGAGCGCACCACUAAGCAGAACCUAGUGCAAGGCAUCCUGGGAACAACAGCUGCGCCAGAUACGUCUGAAGAGAGCUCAGAGGAGAGAACAGUGAAUGCACCUAUAUUUGAGCCCUGAACACGACAGCCUAAAUGGCGUUUACUUCUAUCCUCUGUCUUUCUAUAUGUGUGAAUGGUUUAUUGUAUCUGCUCAUCUUGACUUUGUACAUAUGUUUGAGCCAACAUCUGACAUGCCUUACUGUUACCAAACAGAAUGCUAAGAAAUCUUAAGAUGACUUACAAAGCUCACAGUAAACACACUGGUAAACCGUCUAUUCAUCAACAAAGCAAGUACAGUUUUAUCCAUCAUUGUUAUUAAUGCUUUCUUCAGCAUCAGUCUGCUGCCUGAGCACUGCAUAGUAGCAGGAAUCCCGGACACAGGCUCAAACCUCUGUGUGUAAAGCCUCUAGCUGCUAUAAACAUAUCAAUGGAGAGCUGUGGUGGUUUACCAAUAUUAGUUAAGCACAAGCUUAUCUUAUUUAUCUAGAAAUGUGAGCAUAAUUUGCAGCAAAUGUCAUCAUUUGUGGACAGUCGGACAGGCGCACAGGGGAACAGGGGAAACCACCGGUAGGCCCCACUACCUGUAGGCCCUCCUCCACCUCUAGGGAUCAGGUUAAAGUCUCUAUCCUAGUGCACAUGAAUUAUGCAUUAUACAUAUGUUACAUUAUACUUCAUAAGAACAUGGUUUAUUAUAUAUUUACCAAGGGGCACAGAACAUGUACUCUGUAAUGCUUAGCCAAACCUCUGUGGUGGCUGGCCACACCCUUAAGCAUGGGCCCCUACAACAGCAUUCCCCCGGUGGGCCCUUCAUUACCCAGUCCGACACUGUUUGUGGGUUAAAGGCUUGUCAUGCUGUGAUCUUUGACCAGUCUUAAGUCAGGUAUAAUGUAUCACAGUAGGUCUAUGUAAGGCAUAUAACAGACCAGUGACUCCAUCUUGUGUAUAGAUGCUGCUGUUUACACUGCCAGAACAUUUUCAUGGUGCCACUACCACACCUCCAGAACCAAUGUAACAAGUAAAUGUGUAUGAUUAGCAUGUCACAAUGCUUUAUUACUGUACUAGCUCCAACAUCACCUGCUAUAAUAACUUAUGGAUCUGAAUGUUUAGUGUACCUGCUGCUGAUGUUUACUUAUCACUUCAUUUAGAGACUACUUCCAUAACACUAGGGACAUGUAUGCAAUCUCCAGUUCUGGUGCAAUGCAGAAAUAUACGUUUCUAAUGCAUGCAUCAAUACUUGACUGUGUAGAAACAAACUACCUAUAAGUUUCACGUGCCUUUCCGGACACUAUCUCCUAAUCUCCUAUGUAUAAGAAUCACAAUUGUGUUAUUUUAAAUAUGUGGUUAAUAAAUAUUCAAACUAAA